AUGGGUUCUAUGCUUAGAAGCGAUCCGAUGUCCUUUUGCGAAAUUUUCCUUCAACCGGAAUGCGCUUUUGAGAUUCUGUCAAGAUUAGGGGAAACUGGGAAUGCGCAGUUUAUGGAUAUGACGCCGGACGUCAAGGCUUUUAACCGGAGCUACAUAAUGGAGCUUUGUCGCUGCGUUGAAAUGGAGAGGAAGCUCCUCUACAUGGAGGGGGAGAUGCUCAAGGACAAUAUUCAUAUACCUGAACUAGAAGCUGAGCCAAAGGCGCUGCCUCUCAGCGAAAUGAAAUCGCUCGAAAAUUUACUUGAGAAGUGGGAAAGCGAAGUGCAGGAUAUGUCCGACAAUCAAGUUAGCUUACUAAAGAACUAUUUGGAGUUGAGUGAAAUGGCCUAUGUUUUAAGCCACAUUGGACUUUUACUAGGGGACACAGAACUCACGUCCGAAUCAUUAUUUGGCAAAACUCCAGCUGGUGGUGAUACCGGAUCCGGCCUUCUUACGGUUAUGUGUGGUGCCGUCAAACGGAGUAGAUCUUUCCCAUUUGAGAAGAUGCUGUGGAGAGUCUCUAGGGGCAAUAUUUAUUACCGUCAAGCAUCUGACGAUGCUGUCCUGCAAGAUCCACAAAGUGGUCAAGAGAUACGUAAAGUUGCUUUCCUGGCGGUGUUUCAAGGGGAGGCGCUGAGUAAUCGAAUGGAAAAGGUGUGCAGCGGAUUCCGAGCUAACAUUUAUUCGUGCCCCGAGACGUUGGAUGAGAGAAUGGAUAUGCUGCAUAAGCUGGACGUUAGGAUUGGGGACUUGGAAAAGGUUUUAAAGAAGACGAAGUACCACCGCUGUAAAGCAUUACGCACAGUAGCGAGGCAGUGGAGCGUUUGGAUGGCGCAAAUAAAGAAGGCGAAAGCGAUCUAUCACACUAUGAACAUGUUCACUUUGGAUAUAACAAGAGGAUGCCUCAUCGGUCAAUGUUGGGUCCCAGAAAACGACUUGCCCGGUCUUUACACAAUAAUAACGUUUCCGUUCCUCUUCUCUGUCAUGUUUGGUGAUGUCUGCCAUGGCUUGAUCUUAGUGGCUUUCGGAGCGUGGAUGGUGAAAGUGGAGAAGCAGUAUAUGGGAAAACCAUCGAACAAUGAGAUUUGGAACAUAUUCUUUGGAGCUAAUCUAAAGAGAAGCGCCGGCUGUGCCCCGCUAAUCUUGAUAUUAUUUAUUGACAUGGCACUCGGAGCCACAUCGAAGCCGGUGGAAGAUGAUUGUGAUGCAUAUAUGUUUGAGGGUCAAGAGCUGGUUCAGCGUUUACUUGUCGUAUUCUCGCUGCUGUGUGUACCAAUACUGCUGUUCGGAACGCCCGUUUAUCUCAAUCGAUAUAAUAAAAAGAUGAAGCAGAUAGCACAAAACAAGAUUAGCCAAUUCCGUAGAUACCAGCGCAGAGAUUCAGACAAGCGGCUUGAGGAGAUGAUUUUAGCUGAAAUAGAGAAGUAUUCGACCACGUUUGGGGAACUAAUGAUACAACAAGCAGUCCAUACCAUUGAGUUUGUGCUUAGCACAAUUUCACAUACGGCGUCUUACCUUCGUCUGUGGGCUUUAUCACUUGCUCACGAACAGUUGUCCGAAAUGCUGUGGCAAAUGAUCUUGGCUAAAUUGGCACUUCGCGAUACAAGUCCAAUUGGAGCUAUAAAGAUAUUUUUCAUUUUCGCAAUUUGGGCUGUCUUCACGUUAUCCAUUUUGGUACUCAUGGAGGGAUUGUCGGCGUUCUUGCAUACACUUAGGUUGCACUGGGUGGAAUUCAUGAGUAAGUUUUACUCGGGAGGUGGGUACCCUUUCAAACCGUUUAAUUUCCGGUCUAUAUUAUACGGCGAUACGAAGGACGAUAAACCUGAGGGUAUUUGUAAGAAGAAAAUAAAAAGUGACUAUUAA
Messenger RNA from Leptosia nina, 1902 nucleotides. The record is from the annotation of a GenBank genome assembly. Lineage: Eukaryota; Metazoa; Arthropoda; Insecta; Lepidoptera; Pieridae.